Molecule: messenger RNA, 883 nt
Organism: Triplophysa rosa
Lineage: Eukaryota; Metazoa; Chordata; Actinopteri; Cypriniformes; Nemacheilidae
Gene: ier3ip1
Product: immediate early response 3 interacting protein 1
Exons: 3
Coding region: 32-280 (82 amino acids)
Biological process (GO): endoplasmic reticulum to Golgi vesicle-mediated transport
Cellular component (GO): Golgi membrane; COPII-coated ER to Golgi transport vesicle; endoplasmic reticulum membrane
Source: RefSeq, a predicted model, not a curated record
UCCACUAGUACGUCACCGCAGUAGUGCCAACAUGGCGUUCACACUGUACGCACUGAUACAAACAGUGAUAUUAUUCACCAAUGCCAUCGCUGUUCUCCACGAAGAGAGGUUUCUUAGUAAAAUUGGUUGGGGAGCAGAGCAAGGUAUUGGAGGGUUUGGAGAUGAACCUGGGAUUAAAGCACAACUUCUUAACCUUAUCCGUUCUGUUAGGACUGUCAUGAGAGUGCCUUUGAUUGCAGUAAAUUCAGUGUGUAUGGUCUUACUAUUGUUGUUUGGAUGAAGAUGGAUUGAACUGCAAUGGAACAAGAUCUAACGUGGAAUGCUAUGCACAUGGUCAAUAGAAAACUGGACUGUUUUUUGUUAACUGGUUAUGUUUGAUGCUCUCAAUUUCUGUAAGGUCCCUGGAUUUUUUAAAAAAAAUUAAAAGUACCUCUUAUUUGCAUGUCGUAACAUGAAUUGCUGUUAUAAACGAUGUCAUAAAAGCACCUGUGUUUUUCAGAAUGCGGUAAUUUUGUCUAGCAUUCAUGUAUUUCAUGUACUAAGCAACAUUCAUAUCAGUCAAAUUACAUCUGUUCUGAUCUGGUUUUGGCAUUUAAAAAUGUAAAGAUUUUCCAACAUUCUGUGUGAAAAACAUCUUAAAACGUCAAAGUUCAAGUUAAAGUAUAACAAGCUCAAAUAUAACUAGAAGUAAACUAGAUCAACUUGACCAACACUGCUCUUUUAGCAUAGACAAAAAAGAUCUUAAAUUGUGUCUAAAAAACGUUUACGUAUGUUUGACCAAAGCAGCAAAACCUUGUGAGCCAGUCAACACAUUUAACAUUAAUUUUUUUUCUGAUUUUAAUAAAGUCAAUGUGUUUUUCCAAUAAUGUCUUCAACUUUUCUU